Messenger RNA from Plasmodium knowlesi strain H, 633 nucleotides. RefSeq lists its product as uncharacterized. The coding region runs from base 1 to 633 and encodes 210 amino acids. Lineage: Eukaryota; Apicomplexa; Aconoidasida; Haemosporida; Plasmodiidae. The transcript is spliced from 7 exons. The record is from RefSeq and is a predicted model, not a curated record.
AUGUCAUAUAACAAGAAUUAUGGAGGACAGUUCAUGGGCCUUCGUCCAACGGGAAAUAAAAAUGAGAACAAGAUGACACAAGAAGACUUAAGGAAGAUAUUUAAAAAAGAGGAAAGGAAGGAUGCGUAUAAAGUUAUUUUCACCCUUUCAGAAUUGAGGGGAGUAAACUUACCAGAGGUGGAGAAUGGGGAUAUUUAUUUCUUCUGCACGGCGAUAUUCGACAACGACGAUGUGAAGACGUCCAUGUCGAGGUCCAACUACAACUCUUCCUUCGUCCGAGGGCAGUACAUCCUGGAGGCCUACUCACUUGAGUUCAACGAGGACAUUGUCUUAAAAAUUCCCGACGAAGCCAACUUUGCACGAGUCUACGUGUCCUACCUGACGGUCACAGAUGAGAACGGAACAAGAAAUAUCAAACUGGAAGGAAUAGGAUACACGGACCCGUUUAAGCUGACUGAAUGCCAUGUUUUCCCAUACGCCCGGUUCAAGCUGAACACGGCCAUUGGUGCGGAUGAGACGAAAGCAACCCUGCGGAUGUGCGUCAAGUGCGUGGACAAGAGCCACCCGUCAGUAGUAAAGGAAACUCAAGAAUUUAAUGUUAUCGAUGAAUUCAGAACACUGUGCACGGAAUGA